Messenger RNA from Lactuca sativa (garden lettuce), 1109 nucleotides. RefSeq names its product E3 ubiquitin-protein ligase RHA2A. Gene Ontology annotation, biological process: protein ubiquitination. Lineage: Eukaryota; Viridiplantae; Streptophyta; Magnoliopsida; Asterales; Asteraceae. Gene Ontology annotation, molecular function: ubiquitin protein ligase activity. The record is from RefSeq and is a predicted model, not a curated record.
GUUUCAUUUCAACAACGAGGCGUAUUUAACCACCACACGCCGCCUGUCUAUGCUUUCAUCCCUCCACGUUAACCUUCAAUCUCUUUCUCUUUUCUCUCCCCCUUCUCUCAAAUCAAAUUCAAAUCUCUCUGUGAAUUCUCACUUUUUAUCAAUGGGUUUACAGAACCAACUUACCGAUGUUUCCUCCGAUUCCCUACCAAUUUUCCUACUAGCCGUCAUCGCCAACGGCGUUUGUUACAUCCGCUCACUCGUUUUCACCUUCCUCCACUCAUUAGGAAUCUCUCGCUACCGAUCCGAUGAGGUCGACGACGCUAUGCUGUUCGACGCCGUUGGCUCUGGUUUAGCCGGACUUAUCCUCCUCGCCGAUCAGCUCAACCUAAACCGUGUUUUCUCUUACAAAUACAGCUUGUGUUCAGACCCUCGACCGGAUCCGGCCUCUUCAGAAUGUGUCGUGUGUUUGAACCGCCUCACCGACGGUGAACAAGUCCGGAAGCUAGACUGCCAUCACGUCUUCCAUAAGGAGUGUUUUGACGGAUGGCUUGAUCAUCUCAACUUCAAUUGUCCGCUUUGUAGGUCGCCGUUGGUUUCUGAUGAGCGCGUGGCCAUUACACGCCGCCGUGUGACGGAUGAUGUCGUUGAUUGGUUCUCCUUUAGAUGAUGAAUUGAAGCUAGAUAUACAUACUUGAAUGAUGAAUCUGUGAUGAUAUUGAUAAUUGAUAAGGUACUCGUGAGCAGAAAUAGUCAAAUUUUCAGAGGUAAUGCUGUAGUGACAGGUACUUGACGCAUGAAUAGUUGUCCGUUAGUCUGGAUUUGGUAAUUACUGCUCUAGAAAAAAGGUCUCCGCCAUGUUUUUACCUGUUCCAGAGGUCUUUUUUAACGCCUUAAUGCAGGGUUUUUUCUUUGGAAAGGGUUGAUGACAAUUUUUGACAUUUGACAUCUUUUUAGGGUUUUUCUUUCUUUCUUUCUAUGUUUCGAAAAGGGAUUUUUGGCUGUGGUUUCUUGUUUCACUGUUCCAAAUGUUUCUUUCUUCUGAUCUUCUCAAAUGUAAUGUUAUAAAAGAGUUUAACUCUUUUUCAUCUUCAAAUCGUUUACUGCAAUUUAACUGUUCA